This is a messenger RNA of Diprion similis, 2691 nucleotides long. RefSeq lists its product as uncharacterized. The coding region runs from base 1 to 2691 and encodes 896 amino acids. NCBI's taxonomy places the organism in Eukaryota, Metazoa, Arthropoda, Insecta, Hymenoptera, Diprionidae. The record is from RefSeq and is a predicted model, not a curated record. The transcript has 4 exons.
AUGGAGGAUUACCGGGUUGCUAUUUCCUCAUACCCAACGUCCGGUAGGGCAAAUCCGGCACCGUCUUACCCGGCCGGCGGUCUAACCUGCCUCGGAUUAGCAGGGGAACCCGUCGGUCAGGCGACAAACGCAACAAGGACGAAAACGACAGGAGGGAAGCAGGGGCCGGGAGGCAUCGAGGUGCCGGCCACUGUGCUAUGCAAGGACGCCGGCGAGGGGGCACAAGUCACCGCAACGGCAGCGGGGGGCGGAGAGAAGGCGCUAGAUACAGCAUCCAACCCGUGCCUCCUACCUCAGCGGAAUAAGAGGAAAGGUGAAGAGCUGACCCCACCGGAGGCAAAGCAAGUGUCAGACGGAGAGCUCUUUCAACCGACGAAGCUCAGGGAGAAACCGGAACGAAACCCGAGAGAGCACAGCCGAUGGGCGGACCUAGUCUUCACCACAGACGAAGAGACGUCGGAGAUGGCUCCAUCCGAGGAAGAGGCAGUGGACAGGGAACGGGUAGGACUGCGCCCGCAGGGGAAGAAAAGGCGCAAGGCCGCCCACAGGUUAGUACACCCUGAAGACAACUCAGUAGCUGGGUCAGAGGCCAGUACGCUCGGACCGGGCACGAGUAAGGGGGAAGGCUAUGCGCCGCUACCCAAGACACCGCUACCAGUGUCCAAAGAAAAGAAGGCCGCACUUCCAGACGAAGGAUCUCCGGAGGGAGUGGGUCUGGCAAAAUACCAGGCGAUGACUGCGGCGGACCUUGGUUCCCAAAUUCGGGCCUGGCUGGAAGAGAUGGACGGCAUCAGGUUUCGGUGCAAAAAUAUCCAGGGACAGCUCAGUGGGGGCAUCAAAAAAAGAGUGGCCUGGGCGAUCAAGGCCCUAUCGCCUCUGAUCGCGAAAGCCCAAUCGGCAGGUGACCCUGUGAUACUGCAAGCACGCAACAAGGAGCUGGAGGCACAGCGCAGUGCUGCAGCCCAGGAGAGGGACGAAGCCAGACGGGAGCUCGCGGAGGGGCGGGGGGCGGAAAACACUACCGGGCAGUUGGGGAAAGAGGCGCGGACGCGUGCUCUUACGCCACUGGACGUCACGGUCACCGCGGCCUUGUCCAAGGACGCUACCACCUCGCAGCCAACGCCGGCUACCGGUAGCACCUCAGACUCUGGGCUGUACCUAACGGACGCCGAACUCGGACUUCUACCAGCUAGCGCCAGAGCCAGGGAGGAAGCCCUGGAACGGCAAUGUACCGCGAUCGGUGAAGUCUGGAAAGAAUUGAGGAGGAUGUCCAGCCAGAUCCAACGCUUGGAGGGCGGAAGUAGAGUGGAGCCACCGCAGCCCCAGAACAGCCAGAAUCCACCCGGCACCACAGGGUACGCUAGCACGGUCCAGGAUGCCCAGAAGGAGGGGCCGAGCGACCUUAAAGCGGUAGCACCGCAAAGCGGGGUAGACGAGGCCCCAUGGACAACAGUCACCGGCGGUGGAAGGGCGCGAAAACUCCCCAAAAAACGCAAGGAGGAGGAAAACAUCCUAAAGACCACAACGGAGGCCUUGCAAAGAGCGUCAGACCUCACUGAGAUACCUCAGGAGGGUGGGGUCCCAAAUUCGAACGGUACCAGGAGCGCGGGGAGCCGCAAACCACCCAGGACGGCGGCGAUAGCCAACACGGGAGUGGCGCAGGAGGUCCCAUAUGGGGACAUCCUCAGGAAGGUGCGGGAAAAGCUGGCGCAGAAUAACGUCGAAAUUCCGCGCACCAGGGUCCGCAGGGCUGCAAACGGGGGGGUUCUCCUAGAGAUCUCGGGCCCGGACAAGACCAAGAAAGCGGACGAGCUCGCGUCCUGCCUAGGCAAAGCGGUGCGAGAGGAAUGCGGCGAUCGCGUGUACGUCACCCGCCCCACCAUGAAGGCCGAACUCCGGAUCAGAGGGCUCGACGACUCGGCCACGAUGGAAGAGGUGAGGGUCACCCUUGCCAAAGAGGGCGAAUGCAGACCGGAGGAUGUAAAAGUGGGUCCGCUCCGCCGUAUGGCGAACGACCUCCACAGUGCCUGGGUGCAAUGCCCGCUCGAGGCGGCUACGAAGGUGGCCGACAAAGGGAGAUUGCGCAUUGGCUGGACGUCUGCGCGAGUCGACCUGCUAGACGCCCGCCCGAAACAAUGCUAUCGCUGCUGGAGCUUCGGGCACAUCAGCGCCGCGUCUAGGACACCAGAGCACCGCAGUGAGGCGUGCUACAGGUACGAAUGGGGUCUGGGCAACGCCCGGCUGCGAGGGAGCGGGGUCGGGGGCCUGCAACUAAGACCGGUGAAGAUGACCAGGUUCCUCCAGUGCAACCUGAACCAUAGCCAGCGGGCCCAAGACCUGCUGAGCCAAUACGUGGUUGAGGCGGGCGUGGACGUGUGCCUCAUCUCCGAGCCCCACGGCAUCCCGGAUUCGCCGCACUGGCUCAGCAGUGAAGACAAGCGGGCAGCGAUCACCUGGAGGCCACAGAGCCUCCAACAAAGGUGCUGCCUGAUCAAGAAAGCACAGGGCUACGUGGCUGCCAGGUACGGAGAGGUCAUCGUCAUCUCAGCAUACAUCUCCCCAAACAUCCGCAUGGAAGAGUUCAGGGGCUACCUCAAUGACCUAGACCAAGCCGUCCGAUCAGUAGGAGACGGGCGCGGAGUGCUGUUGGGCGGUGACUUUAAUGCCCGUUCACCAGCCUGGGACCACUGA